AAACAUCUUAUCUGAUGCUGAUAAUUUUUCAAUCAGUUCUCGAAAUUAGCUACCUGAUAAAGCUAAAAGUGAUUUCCUAUCAGCUUUUGUAAAACUAAAAUAAAAUACAUCAGAGUAUUUUAUUCUAUUGAAAUUUCCAAAUGAUAAAUUCUAAGAAAACUGUGUGCACAGUUGGUCAAUAGACACUAUUUGCUAACAACCUUGAUAACAAUCGUCAUUAAAAUUAAUGACAGACGUGAAACUAUCGAGAAUGGUAUACACUGCUGUUAUUGGAAGUUAUCUGCAAAUAUAUGACGCUCUUUGACGAAACGUGUUUUUACAAGGGAUACAAUGAGAAUUUCAUAGCAAUUGCUCGUCUUGGGAGAAGAAAAGAAAAGGAUUCGAGGCUGCAUUUUAUACUUGAGACACGACCUCGUCCAUACCUUGGAAGUAACAACAUUUUAUGCUCGUUCCUUAACACCUGACUGACUCAAUCGAUAUCGACAAGAUCUCUCGUAUGAUGUUUACAAAUGUACCAGGCAGGUGUAAUUUUUUUUUUUUUAAACACAAACAUAUGUACGAACGUCGAUUUAUCCAAUUGAUUUUACCAAAGGAACUUUAUUCGUCCAACUGUCUUGCUUCGUUCAUUUGAACAUUUUCUAAAUUUCUAAAUUUAAGAAUUUGAAAAUCCUACUAGAAAUUCAAGACUUUCACGUUCGAAUUAGGCCUUAAAUCAACAAAGAAGGGGAAAAUAUUAAAAGAUUCGGUCGUUUAUCUAAUCUCGGCGUCUCUCGCAGCACAACAGAUAGACCCAAGAAGAUCCCUGUUUAACAAUCGUGUACAAAGUUCAGCGUGUUCGAAGAGAGCGAUUGUGGUCACCGACUCGCUACCACCGUCAGAAUUUCCUGGUAGAUGUUACGAAGGAAACACCGAACAACCGCCAACCUGAAGCUGGAAAGAGAUAGAAAGUUUUCGCGAUACUUGGACAGCUUUCUGUCCCAAAUCCGACAUCCUAUCAGCAGGAUAACUCAGCGUAACGAGUCUGGAAAGGAUGAAGUGACAGAGGAAGAAACAACCAGUGGUUCGUCGAACAAAGAAACCAUACAGACAGAGAGGACUGAGAAAGAAAGGAAAUUGAAAACAGACAACACUGUGGCCAUUGGACUGACUAAUUUGGAGAAUCCUGGACCAUCGAGGGUACAUCCCAACAGGAUACCACGGACGAACGCUAAUGCGAGUAGAGUGAAGAGUACUCGAGAGAAAACAACGCAAAUGUAUCAACACUCGAGCACUCAAAGGCUGCAUGGAAACGAAGACAACGAUGACGAUGCUUCGUUGUUAGAGGAUGCGAUAAGAAGACCAAAAUAUAUCCUAGUCGGAUGGGAUAGUUCCCGUUCGAAGCUCAUGUUACUCUUACUGGUACUCCUGAUCUUAUGGGCAAUUAUCUACUUUCCUUUAAUUAGAAAAUAAAGUUUAUCGAAAUUCCAUAUAAAAAUGCACUUAAGCUGUGAUCUUAGAUUAAUUACACGAUCAGUCGUAAGUUUCAAACGUGAAACUACAUAAUUAAUGUUAACUGCUUAAUCAAUGUUGUGAAUUUGUUUGCUGUGUGCUUGCGAGUGUUGAAAAACGGUGCAAGAAUGUAAAUAUGUACAUACAGCUUCUGAGAAUAAAGUAAUGUUUAGUUUUUAAAGAAUCAGAAUGACGCGAAUGCUCUCAUUUGAGAAUACCGCCACCGAAUGGUACCACUGGCGCCAUCGAACGGCAAAGUGCUGAACUAUGAUAACAUAAUCAUUACCGGCAGAAAUCCCGCACUUUCUUUUUUAAGAAUUAUCAUUUCUAACGCAUUACAUAAAUUGUAAUGGCAUUAUUAGAAUUAAUUAAAACCCGUAGAACGUAUCAUUAACUCUAAUAAGGUGUAAAAAUUCCUUAUUUUGCAAAAAAGGCAAUUUUCUAUUUCGUCAAUUUUGCCGCGCAUCGUCCGAUGGCGCGAGUAGUGCCUUUUUUAAAAAAAAGGCGCAUUGUUAUGAAAUCAAAAAACGUAUUUAAAACGAGGCUUGCACAACUAUUUCAGUUUAUAAAUACAGUAUUUCGAUUAAAAAUAUAAACCUUAACAAGAAAAGAGUAGUUCACUUAUGAAAGAGAGAUAGGUAAUGUACACUAAUUUAAAUUCCUGUAGGCGAUAGUUAACGAUAAUUAGUUACAAUAAAAUGAUUGAAGUCUAGAUUAAUUCGCAUA
Messenger RNA from Osmia bicornis bicornis, 2214 nucleotides. RefSeq lists its product as uncharacterized. Lineage: Eukaryota; Metazoa; Arthropoda; Insecta; Hymenoptera; Megachilidae. The transcript has 2 exons. The record is from RefSeq and is a predicted model, not a curated record. Bases 892 to 1449 code for a protein of 185 amino acids.